This is a messenger RNA of Ceratosolen solmsi marchali, 900 nucleotides long. RefSeq lists its product as uncharacterized. The transcript has a single exon. The record is from RefSeq and is a predicted model, not a curated record. Bases 1 to 900 code for a protein of 299 amino acids. Gene Ontology annotation, molecular function: nucleic acid binding. Lineage: Eukaryota; Metazoa; Arthropoda; Insecta; Hymenoptera; Agaonidae.
AUGUACCCAAAUCACGUUAGCCAACAGUACUGGAUACUGGGAGGACAGCCAGCUAUAAAAUCAUACAUAUUGCGAUGCGGCAUCUGUGCCAAACAAAGAGGAAUUCGCACCAGCCAGCUGCUGGGUCAACUACCCCUCGCGCGAGUAACACCUUCACGACCAUAUACCCAUACUGGCGUUGACUAUGCUGGUCCAUUGACAAAAAAGACCUGGAAAGGGCGAGAAGCCAAAACCUACAAGGCUUGGAUCUGCGUGUUCGUGUGCCUAGCUAUAUCCGCAGUACACCGCGACGCGGUAAGCGAUAACUCCUCGGAAGCAUUCAUUGCAGCAUAUCGAAGAUUUUCAAGCCACAAAGGCAUCCAAAGGGUAUUACACUCAGACUGUGGAACAACGUUCGUCGGAUCAGAUAAGGAUAUAAAAAAGCUAUUCAUACAAUGUACAACAGAACACCAUCACAUCACAAACAUACACACCGAUGACCAUGCACGUUGGGAAUUUAAUCCACCGGCAGCACCUCACAUGGGAGAAAAAUACGAAGCUGUAGUAAAAUCUAUCAAGUUCCACUUAAAACGCUCAACGACAGAGACAUUGUUAACCAUCGAAGAAAUCAUGACCUUGCUGUCACAAAUUGAGGCCAUUUUAAACUCACGUCCAGUACAACCAUUAAACGAUAAUCCCGAAUACUCGAAUUUUCGAAUCUCCAGAUGGCAAUUGUUACAACAGCGAGUUCAAAAGUUUUGGACACAAUGGACUAUCUACAACAACAACUCACAACAUCGAAGUGGCAUCAUCCAAGAAAUGAAAUUAAAAUUGGAUCCCUGGUCCUCAUCACUGAUCAAAGACUACCACCAUGUAAGUGGUUCCUCGCCAGUUAUUAAACUACAUCCUGGAAAGGACUGA